GUUCCGUGUUGCGCAUGAAGCGCGUAGAGUGCACAGAAAGUCGUUCCGAGUUAGCUAUUGCGCGCUUCGAAAGCGCUUCGAGAGAGCUAUGAAUUCCCUAGAGUGUACUAACCGUACUGAAUUCUUAGCACUCCUCCCAGCGCAUUGACUGCUGCUCUUUCGACUUGAGGCAGUGGAUGCGUUUGAUGCGUUCGUGCGAUCUAUGCGCUUCUUGCGUGAUUCGGAACGCACACUAUAUGUAUAUCGAAUCGGCACUGGAAUUGCUGUAAAGUGGUACGAUGGGUGAUAAAUUGCAAGAAUUUCCAGUUUUAUUAGAAAAUGAAGUCAUUAGUUUAUUUUUAAACAAAGCCGACAUUGAAAAAGCAUUAAAAGAUCAAAAAUUUUUAUUAAGUCUUAUUGAGAAGGAGCAGAGCUCCAAAGAAAAUGAUAAUCCAGAAGAUGAAAAUGUCGACAAAAACGAUACCGAGAAGAAGAUGUUUGUAUGGCCAGACAAAGCUGUACUUUUACUACUAGAUAUGUACAGAGAAAGAGAAGAAGAUUUCUCUAAUGGUUUAAAGCGCAGCAAUAAAAUUUGGGCGGAAAUUGCUGCCCAGAUGAAAAAUUUUAACCCAGAGUAUGAAGUUACAUCAAACCAAUGUGCCACAAAAAUGUCUGGAUUAAAACGAACCUAUAAAAACAUUGUUGAUCAAAAUAAGAAGAGUGGCAAUCACAGAAGUUCGUGGGCAUUUUUUUCGGUUAUGGAUUCGAUAUUUGGCAAUAAAGCGUCAACUAGAGCUCCUGCAAUUGCCACCAGUGACGGUCCAUCAGACCCAAAUAUCGAAGGAUCGUCAUCAUCUUUGUCAUCAAUCACUGAAACCCCUGAAUUGAAAAGUCCACCGAGAAAGAGAAAGCGAAUAGAACAUGUUGUGGAAGAGUUCAUUGAACGUAUUAAGGUUGAAAAGGAAGAAACAAGAGAAGAAAUGAAAAGAAGAGAAACAAACCAAGAAAAAGUACGCGAAGAAAAAAGAAAAGAUCGUGAGAAGAGACAUAACGAGCAAAUGGAAGUGCAGAGAUCAUUAAUCUCCAUAUUGCAGCAAUUUUUAAAUAAAUAAAUGCGGUUUGUUCCAUCUCCUAGUAAAUGAUAUGGAUGUGUUUGUAGCGUUUUCAACUGGUACGGAUUAAUCCGUUCCGGAUUUCAUCUCUCCAAUAGGAGAGCUUGUUUUAUUUAAAAUAAUAGUUUACAAAACUAUUUAUUCUAUAGUUUUGAUCAGUUAUGAGUUUUAAGUUCUGUUUUUAAAUUUUAAAAAUUUGUUCUUAUGUUAUACUUAAUGAGCAUAUAGAUUCCAAAGAUGCAAGGAUAUUUUUUAAUGUAUUUCUUAAAGUAUUUUUUUAACGUAUUGAAGUAUUCUGAAGGUGGUUAAGAAAAAUAUUUAGAAUAAAGAAUAGUUUUAUAAGAUUAAAUGUGAUAAUAGCAAUAAUAAA
Molecule: messenger RNA, 1461 nt
Organism: Nylanderia fulva
Lineage: Eukaryota; Metazoa; Arthropoda; Insecta; Hymenoptera; Formicidae
Source: RefSeq, a predicted model, not a curated record